AUGUCUUACCGGGUCGGCGUUCUAUGCUUCAAGUAUUAUAUCGUCGCUAAUCACCCAAUAGAAACUGCAUCUACGGGCCGUGCAACAUGUGUAGCCACCGAGUGCAAGAAGAACGGCGUCAAGAUUGAGAAGGAUGAUCUUCGCUUCGGUGUGUGGGUUGAAAUUAAGGGUAAUGGUAGUUUCAGAUGGAAACACUGGGGUUGUGUCACAGGAGCUCAGAUCCAGAAUAUGAGAGAGAAGCUGGAAGACCCCGAUGAUCCGGGCACCUACCGCUGGGAUUUUCUGGAUGGAUAUGACAGUGGUGAGAAGAACAGUAUCGACAGGUUCCCGGAUUUGCAGGAAAAGGUUCGACGCGUCAUUACUCAGGGCUUCAUCGACCCCGAAGAUUUCAAUGGUGACCCUGAGAUGAAUGUUCUCGGAGAGAAAGGACUACGUACUCCCGCAUCUAAGGCAAAAGCUAGGGCAGACAAGAAGAAGCAAGCAGAAGAAGAAGAAGCGAAUGAGUCACCCGAAGCAGAAAAUACCCCCAAGAAGACUGCUUCCAAAAAGCGUGCUAAGGGUGGUGAUGAGAGUGAGGGUGAGGAGAAGCCUGCCAAGAAGAAACGUACUACGAAGGCGAAGAAAGAAGAGGACAGUGAUGAGGAGGCGAAACCAGUCAAGAAGUCCAGAGCUAAGAAGGUGAAAAAGGAAGAGGGCAGCGAUGAAGAAGCCAAGCCAGUCAAGUCCAGAGCUAAGAAGGUCAAAAAAGAAGAGGAUAGUGAUGAGGAAGUUAAGCCAGUCAAGAAGUCCAGAGCUAAGAAGGUCAAGAAGGAAGAAGAUGAAGAGGAGGAUGAAAUAUCCAAGCCUGCUCCAGCCAAGAAAUCCAGGGCAAAGAAUGUCAAAAAAGAGGAGGAUGUCGACAUGGUCAAGGAUGAAGAUGACUCUGACACACCUGCUGGUCCUGCACCAAAGAAGCGCGCUCCCCGCGGAAAGAAAGUCGUCAAAGAGGAGGAAUUUGACGAGCAAAUCGGGGAAGCGGUCGAGCCAGUCAAGGCUCCAGCUAAAAAAGGACGCAAGAAGGCCGUCAAAGACGAACCUUCUGAGGAUGUCGUCAUGACUGGCGCUGAGUCUUCCGCUGUUGCUGAAGGAUCCACCCUUCCAACUGAGCUUGAUUCUUCCUAUGGUGUCAAGGGUGAACCUUCGAAUGCUGUUGACCUUCCUUUUGCUGCUCCAGAUGUCGAUGAUAUUGUCACCCAGAUCGCCACCCUGAAAAAGCUGAAGUUCAAUGACUCCCUUCUUUCAAGUGGAAGAGAGCUAGGUCCUGAUGAUGAGACGAUGAUCCCCGGCAUCAAAGAUUUUGAUCUUCGGACCAUGUUUGCCGACAGUGUCAAUGACGGCGAGAUUGAGGAUGACCAAAUCUUGGCAUUCCUCGAGAAGAAGAGAGAUGAGUUGGUUGCGGAACUGGAAUCGAAGAUGACGAAGCCAAAGAAGAGAGGUCGUGGCAAGAAGGGUAGUAUUGCUGCCGCUUCAUCUACUGGCAAACGCACUACUUCGAAGGCUUAG
Messenger RNA from Lachnellula hyalina, 1542 nucleotides. RefSeq names its product PARP-type zinc finger-containing protein. The coding region runs from base 1 to 1542 and encodes 513 amino acids. The transcript is spliced from 5 exons. The record is from RefSeq and is a predicted model, not a curated record. NCBI's taxonomy places the organism in Eukaryota, Fungi, Ascomycota, Leotiomycetes, Helotiales, Lachnaceae. Gene Ontology annotation, molecular function: DNA binding; zinc ion binding.